Messenger RNA from Cercospora beticola, 1362 nucleotides. Its product is annotated as glycoside hydrolase family 27 protein. Gene Ontology annotation, biological process: glycoside catabolic process; oligosaccharide metabolic process. Gene Ontology annotation, cellular component: cytoplasm. Lineage: Eukaryota; Fungi; Ascomycota; Dothideomycetes; Mycosphaerellales; Mycosphaerellaceae. Gene Ontology annotation, molecular function: alpha-galactosidase activity. The record is from RefSeq and is a predicted model, not a curated record.
AUGUCUCGAGUUGCGACACUAGCACUCGCCGUGCUGCCAGCAGCUCUGGCUAUUGAGCGCCCCGAUGGCGUUGGAAAACUACCAGCCUUGGGCUGGAAUUCAUGGAAUGCCUACUUCUGCGACGUGGACGAGGCGAAGAUUCUGCAAGCUGCCAAUGCAAUGGUUGACCUCGGUUUCAAAAAUGCUGGCUACGAAUACGUUGUCCUUGACGACUGUUGGGCAGUCAAAGAAGGUCGUGAUCCUGUCACGAAUCGAAUAAUGCCAGAUCUCAACAAAUUUCCGGACGGAAUGAAAGGACUUGCAGACAAGGUGCAUGCACUCGGAUUCAAGUAUGGCAUGUACUCCAGUGCAGGGACUCAGACUUGUGCUAGCUAUCCUGCAUCCUUGGGAAACGAACUUCUCGAUGCUGAGACGUUUGCUGAGUGGGGUGUUGAUUACUUAAAAUACGACAAUUGCUAUCCCACAGCUGAGUCCCUCGACGACUGCGUCGCCUGUAACGCCGAUCCGAAUUUCGACAGUAUUGGCAAAGUCAACGGCACUUGCACUGCUGAGACACCACAGACCAGAUUCUACCAGUGGCCGGAGACUAGGCCUUUUUGUGCCAAUGAAUUUCCCGAGGACGGGGUAGAUUACUCUACAAGCAAGACUGCAGGAAGAUACAACGCGAUGCGAGAUGCUCUGGCACAGCAGAAUCGAACCAUUCUUUACAGCUUGUGCAACUGGGGUCAAAAUCAGGUAUGGACCUGGGGUAAUGAGACUGGUAGCUCUUGGAGAACUACCAACGAUAUCGGUUUCGGCAAUCCCGACUGGAAUCGUGUCACUGAGAUCCUGAACGUGAACUCGUUCCUUUCGGACUACACCGAUUUCUGGGGUCGUAAUGAUCCAGACAUGCUCGAGAUUGGCAACGGCUUCUCUUCCGCCGAGGAACGUACUCACUUCGCUCUAUGGGCCAUCAUCAAAGGUCCUCUCCUCAUCGGUACCGACAUCACGAAACUCACCCGCGAGCAGAUCGGCUUGCUACAGAAUUCUUACCUGCUGGACUUCAACCAAGAUCCAGUUGUUGGUAAGCCGGCGAAGCCAUACAAGUGGGGCAUCAAUCCCGAUUGGACUUUCAACAGCACUGUGCCUGCAAUGUUCUGGUCUGGUGCGUCAAGCAAGGGAACGAUUGUUGCAACGUAUAAUGCUCUGACGACGAAUAUGGAAAUGGAGGCUGUUUGGGCCGAGGUGCCGGAGCUUAGCGGUGAGAGGUACAACGUUGUUGAUGUGUGGACUGGAGAGGAUCUGGGAUGUAGGGAGGGAGGUGUUACAAAGGAUCUGGUGGGACAUGAUACAGCAGUUUACCUCAUUACUGGAGAGUGCUAG